Messenger RNA from Eurypyga helias (sunbittern), 1731 nucleotides. Its product is annotated as lamin-B receptor-like. NCBI's taxonomy places the organism in Eukaryota, Metazoa, Chordata, Aves, Eurypygiformes, Eurypygidae. Gene Ontology annotation, biological process: sterol biosynthetic process. The record is from RefSeq and is a predicted model, not a curated record. The transcript is spliced from 12 exons. The coding region runs from base 1 to 1731 and encodes 576 amino acids. Gene Ontology annotation, cellular component: nuclear inner membrane. Gene Ontology annotation, molecular function: oxidoreductase activity, acting on the CH-CH group of donors, NAD or NADP as acceptor.
AUGGCCCUGAUACCUCGUCCUCGACUAUGUGGACUGAUUUAUGUGUGUAUUUCUCUUUCUGAACUGGGGCCACUGACAGUGGUUGACCCUGGCAGUAGCACACAGGAGUUUGGGGAAGAAUGCAGGCUGGCCACAGUGGAAGGUGGUGAGGGUGAUGGAGGCGUGGUGGAUGGGGAUGCAGGUGUGGUGGAUAGGGAUGGUGAUGCAGGCAUGGUUGCAGCUGCGGGGGCUCGAGUUACCAACCUUCUCCCUCUGCGGAAACCAAGUGAGAAUAACACCAGCACGUACAAUGGUGAACCUGAUAGUACAGAAAGAAAUGACACAUCACACAUAAUCUCAGAGCAAAAGUUGAAACCAGACCUGGAAACAGAGCGUGUGCUUGAACAGUACAGCUUGCGUCCAAGAAAAGAAGAAAAGAAAAAAGAAGAGAUAUAUUCAGAGAAAAAGAUAUUUGAGACAAUAAAAGCAGUUGAGAAAGUACCAUCGAAAACAAAGGAUCUAGAGUUUGGUGGAAGAAUUGGGACCUUCAUGCUGAUAUUUUUCCUGCCUGCUACUGUAUUCUACUUGCUGUUGAUGUGCAAACAAGAUGACCCCAGUUUUAUGAACUUCCCUCCUCCUCUACCAGCACUUGAAAGUCUUUGGGAGACCAGGGUGUUUGGUGUUUUUCUUCUGUGGUUUUUCCUGCAAGCUCUGUUUUACUUACUGCCAGUUGGGAAGGUUGUAGAAGGCCUGCCUCUUCCAGAUGGAAGGAAACUGCAGUACCGGAUAAAUGGGUUUUAUGCGUUUCUUCUGACUGCUGCAGCUAUUGGAACUUUAUUAUUCUUCCAGUGUGAACUUCAUUACGUGUAUGAUCACUUCAUGCAUUUUGCAGUAUCAGCUGCAGCCUUUUCUAUGGUGUUGAGCAUUUAUCUGUACAUUCGGUCCCUGAAAGCACCUGAGGAAGACCUAGCACCUGGUGGAAAUUCUGGGUAUUUGGUUUAUGAUUUUUUCACUGGACAUGAAUUAAACCCCCGUAUUGGCAGUUUUGAUCUCAAAUACUUCUGUGAGUUGCGUCCAGGAUUAAUUGGCUGGGUGGUUAUAAACUUGGCAAUGCUUCUGGCUGAGAUGAAGAUAAACAAUCAAAGCACGCCGUCUCUGUCAAUGGUACUUGUGAACAGCUUUCAGCUUCUCUAUGUGGUGGAUGCUCUUUGGAAUGAGGAGGCUAUUUUGACUACAAUGGAUAUUACCCAUGAUGGAUUUGGAUUCAUGCUAGCAUUCGGAGAUCUGGUGUGGGUUCCGUUUGUCUACAGCCUGCAGGCCUACUAUUUAGUUGGCCAUCCUACUCCAAUUUCUUGGCCUGUUGCUGCUGCAAUUACUAUUCUGAACUGUGUUGGAUAUUACAUAUUCCGUAGUGCAAAUUCUCAGAAAAAUAAUUUCCGAAGGAAUCCAGCAGAUCCCAAAUUGGCCUUUCUGAAAUUUAUACCCACUGCCACUGGAAAAGGGCUUCUUGUCACGGGAUGGUGGGGCUUCGUUCGUCACCCUAAUUAUCUUGGUGAUAUCAUCAUGGCUUUAGCAUGGUCUCUACCCUGUGGUUUUACUCACAUUUUGCCAUAUUUCUACGUGAUCUAUUUCAUCUGUUUGCUUGUCCAUCGAGAAGCUCGUGAUGAACAUCACUGUAAGCAAAAAUACGGCCUGGCGUGGGAAAGGUAUUGUCAGCGUGUACCGUACCGCAUCUUUCCUUACAUCUACUAA